Calypte anna (Anna's hummingbird) is the source of this 2480-nucleotide messenger RNA. RefSeq names its product small ArfGAP 1 (gene SMAP1). Gene Ontology annotation, molecular function: GTPase activator activity; metal ion binding. The transcript has 11 exons. The record is from RefSeq and is a predicted model, not a curated record. NCBI's taxonomy places the organism in Eukaryota, Metazoa, Chordata, Aves, Apodiformes, Trochilidae. Bases 190 to 1608 code for a protein of 472 amino acids. Gene Ontology annotation, biological process: regulation of clathrin-dependent endocytosis.
GAUGCGUCUGGGAACGUAAGUAGAUCCGGUUGAGGAAGUCGGCGCUCGCGGCAGCUGGGUUCCCGUGGCUGCACCAGGGCAGGAGCGGCCGCGUCCCCAGCGGUGCCGCCCCGGGACCCCUCCCGCUCCCCACCGCCACCAGCAACAGACGCCGCCGCCGUAGCAGCAGCAGCAGCAGCCGCCGUCGUCAUGGCCACCCGCUCCUGUCGGGAGAAGGCGCAGAAGCAGAAUGAGCAGCACCAGGCCAUCCUGGCUAAGCUGCUGCGGGAAGAAGACAACAAGUACUGCGCGGACUGUGAGGCCAAGGGUCCAAGAUGGGCCUCUUGGAACACCGGUGUUUUUAUUUGCAUCAGAUGUGCUGGAAUACAUCGAAAUCUUGGGGUCCAUAUAUCAAGGGUCAAGUCUGUCAACUUGGACCAAUGGACACCAGAGCAAAUACAGUGUAUGCAAGAAAUGGGAAAUACUAAAGCAAGACUACUCUAUGAAGCUAAUCUACCAGAAAACUUCCGAAGACCUCAAACAGAUCAAGCUGUGGAAUUUUUCAUCAGGGAUAAGUAUGAAAAGAAGAAGUAUUAUGAUAAAAAUGCAAUUAACGCCUUCAAUAUAUCCUCUUCUGAUGCUGCUCAGCCUUUGGCAUCCUCUCCUUCUCUGCAAGCUGCUGCUGAGAAGAGCAAAGCAGAGAAGGAAAAAGAAAAAAAGAAAGAAGAGAAAAAGAGAGAGAAAGAAUCAGAAAAACCAUCGAAACAGUUAGUAGUUGAAAAGCCACAGAAGAAAGAGGAUCAGCAGUCAGAAGCUAAAGCAAGUCCACAAAAGUCAUCAGAACCCACUAUUGAUCUCUUAGGACUUGAUGGUCCAGCUGAAGCCUCUGUUACAAAUGGAGGCACUGCUGCUGUCACAACGCUGAAUGAUGACGUGGAUAUCUUUGGCCCGAUGAUCUCUAAUCCUUUACCAGCAGCUGCUGUACCUCCUGCUCAGAGCGCUUCCACUAAACCAGCAGCUGCCAGUUUGUCUGCGGCAUCUGCGCAUCUUGAUCUCUUCACUGAGCAAACAACAAAAUCUGAAGAGUCAACAAAGAAACAGCUCUCCAAAGACUCCAUUUUAUCACUGUAUGGCACAGGAACCAUGCAGCAGCAAAAUGCUCCGGGUAUGUUCAUGGGGUCGUCUUCUAUGCCAUUUACCACACAACCAUCAACUCAUUUUCAAGGCUUUCCAGCCAUGGGAGUUCCUGUGCCUGCAGCAACUGGGAUGAUGGGAAACAUGAUGGGACAGUCAGUGCCAGUCAUGGGACAGAGCACAGGUGUGAUGAUGGGAAUGGGAAUGCCCAAUGGAUUUACUGGUACCACACAAAGUGGUGUUAUGGGACUUCCUCAAAAUGUCGUCGGACCUCAAGGUGGAAUGGUGGGACAGAUGGCCACGCCACAAAAUAAGUAUGGAUUGCAACAAAACCAACAGGCUCAGUGGAACCUCUCUCAGAUGAAUCAGCAAAUGGCAGGAAUGAACCUCAGCAGUUCCAGCACCACGAUGGGCUUUGGCCAACCCCCCAGCACAACAGCAGGAUGGACUGGAAGCUCCUCUGGUCAGACUCUCAGCACACAACUGUGGAAAUGAAAGUUGCAAUGGAGGUCUCACCCAGAACAGCCACCCACCAUUCCUUGUUCAAAUGCAUUUACUUUUGCUGUUCCUUCCAUGUACAUACUCUUUUUUCUUUUUCCCCAGCUGUUCAGAUUAAGAAUAUAACUGACUGACCGUGUUGUGGUCUAUAUUGAUUUAAAUUUGAUGUAGUGAAAAGCAGAUCAAGAAUACAUUUAUACAUCACUGGCAGCGUUUUCAUACAAUACAUAUGAUUUCAUAGACCAUAAAUUUAAGAAGCUGCUUAACCACAUACUGAUUUUUCCCUCAAAAUUCUAGAUCAAAUGUUUGCAUAUAAGGGAUGUAGCUAUCAUGUUAGUAAUAUCAAAAAAAUAUGAACCCUGAUCCCCCCCAAAUUACCCAGUAAUCCUGUAGAAGGUACUGUAUGAACAAAUGUUUAAUCAUAUAUAAAUAGAAUGUAAAUGUAUCACUGAGCAAUGUUUUCUGGUGUAUCAAACAAAUUUUGUUUCAUCAUACAUUUCACUGUGAUGUUAUUAUGGUGUGCAUAACAGGGAAUAUGGUUAUUGAAAGAAAGAUAAACCUGGAUGUUACUGUAGUUCUACAAAUCAGUAGUUUAUUCUUUUAAAAAUGAGCAUUUGAUCCAUUUGAGUUUCCUGUGAUAAAGUAUCCAGUGUGGCUCAUGAGGCACGUAUACAGUAUUAAUGCUAAGAACUGGCAGCACAGUACGUAUACAAGUAUGUAUACAGGAUGUAUACAAGGUAACUCGAUGCAAACAGAUAUAUUUUUCCUUGCAGAGAUAUCCAGGUUUAUGACAGUGAUUGUGUUUACAUUUUAUGGUGCCUCGUAAUGAUAAAAUGUUAUUUCCCUAUAUUAAAAGGAUAAAUCCAUAA